AUGUCAAACGAGAACGAAUCCCAAUUUCAAAGCCUUGGUCAGGUUGUUGACCGCGACGAUGAUGAUAAUGGAGUUGUCCAGGUGGAGAGUCUUUGCAUGAACUGUCAUGACAAUGGAAUGACUCGCCUGCUCCUUCUCCGCGUUCCCUACUUCCGGGAUAUCAUUCUUGAGUCAUUUGAGUGCGACCACUGCCACUUCAAGGACAACAGUGUGAAGUCAGCUUCGCAGAUUCAGGAACAAGGCGCCAAGUACACCCUGACCGUCGAAAACGAGGAUGAUCUCCAGCGUCAGGUUAUCCGCUCCGAUAUCUCUAUCUUCAAGGUUGAAUCACUGGGUAUUGAGAUGCCCAAGGGAGAAAGUCAGCUCACCAACAUCGAGGGAGUCAUUCAGCGCAUCCACGAAUCCCUCUCUAGUGAGCAGGAACUGCGCGUAGACCAGGCCCCAGAGCUCUAUGCUGCUCUUGAGCCCAUCAUCCAGAAGCUUAAGGACAUUCUGGACCGUACUGGCUUCCCUUUCACUGUCUCAUUGGACGACCCCACUGGAAACUCUUGGAUCGCGCCCAACACUACCGAUCGCGGUAACAAGUACAUUCGCCGCGAAUACCCCAGAACUCAUGAACAGAACGAAGAGCUUGGAAUCUCUCAUGAUCCCAAUGCUGCUAUGGUUGAGGAGGGUAACGGUGCUAUGGGUGAUCCCGAAGAUUUGGAUAUCGUCGACGGCCAGGUCUAUGAUCUCCCUACUGAGUGCCCUGGCUGCACUUCCUCCCAGGCUUCAACAAGAAUUAAGCGAGUUAAGAUUCCUCACUUCAAGGAGGUCUACUUGUUCGGUACCAGCUGCCCGGCCUGUGGAUACAAGAACAGUGAUGUGAAGACCGGCGGUGAAGUCCCCCCUCUCGGCAAGCGUAUUACCCUCCGUGUUGAGAAUGAGGUUGAUCUGUCACGAGACAUUCUCAAGUCCAACACCUGUGCUAUGUCCAGUGAAGAACUGGAGGUUUCCAUUCAACCAGGAACUCUGGGCGGACGCUUCACCACUGUUGAGGGUCUCUUGACCGAAAUCAAGGACCAGCUUUACGGCCACAUUUUCGAUGCUGGUGGUGCCACUGGUGGUGACAGUAUGGCCAACUCGGACAAGAGCAAGUGGGAGCGUUUCUUCGAGAACCUUGACCUUGCUAUUGCAGGUCAGAAGAAGUUCACCAUUACCCUUGAGGAUCCUUUGGCCAACAGUUACGUCCAAGACCUGUGCUCUCCUGCCAUUGACCACCAGAUUACCAUUGAAGAAUACGAGAGAACCGAGGAAGAAGAGGAUGAUCUUGGUCUCAAGGAUAUGAAGGUCGAGGGUUAUGAGGAGGAGAAAAGGAGGAGGAGAACCCUAAGGCCACCGCUGACAUGGACAACCUGCUUGAUGCUUCCAUGG
This is a messenger RNA of Penicillium malachiteum, 1413 nucleotides long. It is a transcript of the gene zpr1, whose product is annotated as zinc finger-containing protein ZPR1. Gene Ontology annotation, molecular function: zinc ion binding. The transcript has 4 exons. Lineage: Eukaryota; Fungi; Ascomycota; Eurotiomycetes; Eurotiales; Aspergillaceae. The annotation marks the transcript as partial. Gene Ontology annotation, cellular component: nucleus; cytoplasm. The record is from RefSeq and is a predicted model, not a curated record.